AUGGCAAAAGAAUUUACUGGUCUUUGCAUGCUCUGGCUUUUUUCACGGCCAGUGUUGAUUGUGACCAAGCUGAGGGACGCCAAAGAAUUAAUGGACAAACGAGGGGCCAUUUUCUCCGAUAGGCCUCCAUUGAAUAUCGUCGUGAAAAAGAUUUGGCCAAACAUGUUGCCAAUCAAACCCUCUGGUGAAGGAUUUCGAUUUUUGAGGCGGGUUUAUAUUGACCUACUUGGUCCCCAGACAUCGCUAGCGGUAAGGAAGUAUCAGGAAUAUGAGUCGAGGAUGAUGCUUCGCGAUCUAUAUAAUACCCCUGAAGCGUUCAGAGCCCACACAGAACGAUUUUCAACGAGUGUGAUUUUCAGUGCGGUGUAUGGAGUAAGAGUCACCCGCCUCGACUAUCCCAUCAUGCAUGAGCUAUUCGACAUAUUAACUCGUGCAGCAGACAGCGUUCUGCCGGGAAGGGUGUUGGUAGACUAUGUACCAAUUCUCGAGAGGCUGCCCGAGUUUCUUCAGCCAUGGCUUUGGUCUGCGAACUCAUUACGCCGUCGCGAAGAUGCACUUCACGCCGGGUUUUUAGCCGUCCUAAAAAAACAGAUAGAGGCUGGAGCAGAGUCUUAUUGCUUUGGUAUUGAUGUUUUGAAGCUUCAAAAGAAAAAAGGGCUUGACGACAGGCUUACGAUAGAUAUUCUCAAGGGAAUAAUUGAUGUUGGCUCCGAAACCACCAGUAGCAUGAUGCAAUCUAUCAUCAAAGUACUGGCAAUGCAUCCCGAGGCUCAGAAAAAGGCCCAAGAAGAGCUAGAUCGGGUCGUAGGCCCUUUACGUCUGCCGACCUGGGAAGAUAGUCCGAACCUUCCCUAUAUUCGGGCUCUCAUAAAAGAGCUCCAUAGGUUUGCUCCUCUUUUGUAUGUUGGGGUACCACAUGCUUCCACGGAAGAAAUCACCUACAAAGGACUCACGAUACCAAAAACAAUUCUGUUGCCGAACGCGUGGGCUCUUUCAAGAGAUCCUGAACGCUAUCAAGAUCCUGAUACCUUUGCACCGGAGCGGUUCCUUGGCGAUGACCUCGACUCUUUCACCAGUGCUAAGCAAAGUGAUUACCUUAAGCGAGACCAUAUCAACUAUGGUUGGGGUCGUCGACUUUGCCAAGGUAUUCAUCUUGCUGAGAAUUCGUUAUAUAUGCAAGUUUCUCGUGUUCUGUGGGCAUUUGACAUUGCGACCAUUCCUGGAGAGCCACCUCUCAAUAUACAUGAGAAAGCCGGUGGAUUCAUUAAGAAGCCUAAGGCUUUCCGAGUAUCCAUUACGCCUCGAUCUGACGAAGCAGUUCAAGUGCUGCUACAGAGCGCGGAAGAGGCAGUGACAGAGCUCCCAGAUGCAGAUAGCGUGGAGAUGUCUUUUUAA
Messenger RNA from Trichoderma breve, 1395 nucleotides. Its product is annotated as cytochrome p450 domain-containing protein. Lineage: Eukaryota; Fungi; Ascomycota; Sordariomycetes; Hypocreales; Hypocreaceae. The record is from RefSeq and is a predicted model, not a curated record. The coding region runs from base 1 to 1395 and encodes 464 amino acids. Gene Ontology annotation, molecular function: heme binding; oxidoreductase activity, acting on paired donors, with incorporation or reduction of molecular oxygen; iron ion binding. The transcript has 5 exons.